This is a messenger RNA of Pyricularia grisea, 3865 nucleotides long. RefSeq lists its product as uncharacterized. Bases 267 to 3299 code for a protein of 1010 amino acids. Gene Ontology annotation, molecular function: ATP-dependent peptidase activity; zinc ion binding; ATP hydrolysis activity. Lineage: Eukaryota; Fungi; Ascomycota; Sordariomycetes; Magnaporthales; Pyriculariaceae. The record is from RefSeq and is a predicted model, not a curated record. Gene Ontology annotation, cellular component: m-AAA complex; membrane. Gene Ontology annotation, biological process: protein-containing complex assembly; mitochondrial protein processing. The transcript has 2 exons.
CCUGACCAUCCAGCCAAUUCACCACCAAAACCCCACGACCGAUAGCUCGCGACAGCCAUCGUCGUUCAAGCAUAGGGCUGUCAGCUUCACUUUAGUGCGAGCGGCCCUGAGCCAUCACCACAUCCUAAAACAACCAAGGCACUCACCGGCCUUUCCAAAUUUUCGCUUGAACCGCUCGUUCUCAAUGUUACUCAGCCCUUAGAGAAUCGCGCCACCACCCACCCACCCGCCAUAACGUACUUCUCCGCCGAGGACGCACAACCGCCAUGUCACGGCUAUUAAGACUUGUCCCGAGGCAACUGGCCGCCGGGCAGUCUGUUCCUAUAAUUCUGCGGGCAUCACCACGACUGCCAAGCUUCCAUGCCGUCCGCCUGCCCCGGACAUACCGUGUCGGUGCUGUCGGCUCGUUGAGGUCGUUUAGUCACAACUCGCGACUUCUAUCAUCGCAGAACUCAUCCGAGCCGCCAGCGAAGAAGGAUGAUGGCGAAAAGAGCAGCCAACCUCCGCAGUCCGCCUCAUCCGAUGCAUCAACGUCAACCCAAGCAACAGAGUUACCUUUGCUAGAAGGACAUGUGAGGAUCACGAAGGAGGAAGCCGACUCACUACGUGACCUGGCCUCUGAUAUGGAUGAAGCGGGACGACAAAAUUUCCACAGAUGGGUGGACGUAUGGGAGCAGCGCGGCGCGCCCGAGGUUGCCAAGGAUUUCGCACAGAAGCACCUGGGUCCUGGGCUAGGCUUUAUGGACGGUAUAUAUUUGGUUGAUGUGCUCCGUGAGCACAGUAAGCCGCCGCCGGAGGAUCUUUUUGUUGCCCGAACCAAUGAACCGAGCGACAAGAGCGUCCCAGCUACUGAGAAAUCUCAGGAGAGCCAACAGACCCAAGAGACUCAAGAAAGCCAGAACUCACAGUCAUCGAGCUCUCCCGAGGACCUGAUCAAGGGUUGGAUACAGGUCAGCGAGGAGGAAAAGCAGGCCUUCUUGGCCAUCGUCGAAAUGCUCCCAAGGAACCAACAAUCAGGCAUGAAAGUCUUUGCCGAAUGUGCCCAGAAGCAUGGCGUCCCUCCGGUAAUGAAGGAGCUGAUCCAGAAGCACAUGAAGGUGGGCAUCAACUUCAUGGAUCUUACCAUGUUGGGAAAGGCUUACCUGGAGGUUUCUCGCCUGCCGGAAAGCGAAAAGGCAAAGCUUGACAAGACUAUGCAAAACGCACCCAACUUGUUUUCUUCAAAUCCGCCACCAGGAAGCCAACAAGGUCCUAGUCCUGGAGAAGGUAAAGAAAAGAAGGGAAGAGGAACCCCGCCGCCGCAGCCUGACUGGAAGUCUUCGGCAGUAAUCCUUUCCUUCAUCGCGUUGUGGAUGCUCACCAGUGACUCCCAAGGUGGUAAGGAGAUUACAUGGCAGGAGUUCCGCAGUCAGUACCUCGAUAAAGGCUUGGUUCAGAAGCUCACUGUUUCGGGCGACACCGUUAGGGUCGACCUCAACCCUGACGCGGCCCGGGCUUCAAGCGGCGAGAUGCUGACGCCGCGCGUUUACUUCUCCAUCGGGUCCAGGGACUCGUUCGAGCGCAAGAUCGAAGAAGCGCAGGCAGAGCUUGGUAUCCCACCCUCUGAGCAGAUCCCAAUCAGCUACGAGAGGCCGUCUAUGAUCGGAAGCCUCAUCAUGAGUUUUGCGCCGACACUGUUGCUGGUCGGUCUUUUGGCGUGGAUCUCUAGGCGUGGUGUCGGUGGUGGCGGUGGCAACCCGUUCAAGUUUGGAAAGAGCUUGGCCAAGCCCUACACCCACGAGUCUGCCGUGAAGGUCAAGUUUGCCGACGUAGCUGGCGCUGAUGAGGCCAAGCUUGAAAUCGUUGAGUUUGUUAGCUUCCUCAAGACGCCGGAGAAAUUCGUUCGAUUGGGCGCCAAAAUUCCACGUGGUGCCAUCUUGUCUGGUCCUCCAGGAACAGGUAAGACGCUCCUGGCCAAGGCUACGGCCGGUGAGUCGGGUGUGCCCUUCUUCAGCGUCAGUGGUUCAGAGUUCGUCGAAAUGUUUGUUGGUGUCGGUGCGUCUCGUGUGCGUGACCUGUUCAAGGAGGCGCGCAAACACGCCCCCUGCAUCAUCUUCAUCGACGAAAUCGACGCCAUCGGCAAGGCCCGUGACUCGGGUGCCCGCUUUGGAGGCAAUGACGAGCGCGAGGCCACACUGAACCAGAUCUUGACCGAGAUGGACGGCUUCAAUAGCAAUGAGCAGGUUGUCGUGCUCGCCGGUACCAACAGGCCUGAAAUUCUGGACAAGGCCCUAAUGCGACCUGGUCGAUUCGAUAGGCACAUCCACAUUGACCGGCCGACCAUGAAGGGUCGUGCCGACAUCUUCAAGGUGCACCUGGCUAGGAUUCUUACGAAGGAGGACUUUGAAUAUCUUUGCGGUCGCCUGGCUGCUCUGACUCCGGGUUUCGCUGGUGCCGAUAUUGCCAACGUCGUCAACGAAGCUGCCCUAGUCGCUGCCAGAGACAACGCAGACAGCGUCACAAUGGUGCACUUUGAGCGCGCCAUUGAGCGAGUCAUCGGUGGCCUGGAGCGUAAAUCGCUGGUUCUCGGUCCCGAGGAGAAGCGCACGGUGGCAUACCAUGAGGCCGGUCACGCCGUAUGUGGAUGGUACUUCCAGUGGGCGGACCCUCUACUCAAGGUUUCCAUCAUCCCCCGUGGCUCAGGUGCUCUGGGUUAUGCUCAGUACCUGCCCUCGGGCGACGCAUACCUGAUGACCGUCAACCAGCUUAUGGACCGCAUGGCCAUGACUCUUGGCGGACGCGUUUCGGAGGAGCUUCACUUCCCGACUGUGACAACCGGUGCGUCGGACGAUUUCAAGAAGGUCACGCAGAUGGCCACCACCAUGGUGACGCAGUGGGGAAUGUCGGAGAAGCUCGGUCCGCUGCACUUCAACCAGGACCCGAACCAGGUCCAGAAGCCGUUUGCCGAGUCGACAGCUCAGACGAUCGACGCCGAGGUGCGACGAAUCGUGGACGAGGCCUACAAGAAGUGCCGUGACCUGCUGACGGAGAAGAAGGCCGAGGUCGGCAUCAUUGCCGAGGAGCUGCUCCGACGUGAGCAGCUGACAAGGGACGACAUUGUUCGGCUGCUCGGCCCCAGGGAGUGGCCUGACAAGGAGGAGUUUUCAAAGUACUUUGACGGCACAAACGGUGGCAAGUCGCCAUUACCCACGGGCGAGAACCUUAGGGAUCCGCCGGCACCGCCGUCGCCCCCGGCACCCGAGGGUGGGGAAGGGCCAGUGCAGCCUGCUGCAUUCAAGGUGAUUGAGGACAGGAGGUAACAGCUGUUGGCGGUUAUAAUUUGCUUGUUGGUCGGGCUGCUUGCUCAGGCUAGGAGUUUUGAUCCCCCCUCCCGCUUGAUACCUUUCUACUCUUGAUGUAUCUUCUCUCUUGCGGCGAAUGUAACAAUAUGUGUUUUGUUGUUUUGACAUGUAUUUUUCUUUGAGCGAAAAGUCACGCAUUUAGACUUGGGGCCGUCUUUAUUUCUUUUGCCUGUCAGUCUCUCCACAGAGAAAUGCAAUCUCUACAAAAAAUGCAGAGGAAAUUCUUCUCUUUUUUAUUACUCAUGGCCAAACAUCUACCAGUUUAUUAGACAUUGUGAGCGGCCGAGGUAGAGAAAAGAGGGAGGUUAUCAAGUCGGCGGUUGCGGCAUACGUGCCCUUUUUUGUUAUUAUUGCGAGAUACCUCACCGCUCCUUUCGGCCGAUUCAUUGGAUUGGUAUAUAGCUCUGUACGAUACAAGCUAAAAGGGAGAAAGUUUUUUUUUUUUUUUAUUUAUUAUAAAGAAAAAAAAAAGAAGAGAAUAGUUUAUUUUGUCCAUAUUUGCUGGGGAAAAAAAUGUAGUCUGG